AAAUGUAUUAAUUCAUUCGCGAGAUGCGGUCCAAAGUGUUAGGAUGGUAUAUUUGCGGUAACGGUAACUAACAAGUGAAUAAUAAAGACGGUACGAGUACGGUGGCGCACGAGUGAUGUUCAAAAUAAUUGCAAAAUUUGCAUAAUAAGUGAGAAGGGCGCUUGUAUAACUGUGUAUACUUAUAGUGAAAAAAAAUUUCUUCAAAAUCAAAAUGAGUUGCAAAGCUUUAAAAUAUAAAAUUAAAUAAAAGUAAAAAUACGAAAAAUACUUAUGGAAAUUUAUUCUGUUUUUGAAUACAGAAAGUGACUUCAAAUUAAAGAAAAAAAGUAAAAAAUAAACUAAUUAUGCAAUUAGUAGCGAUAACAAUAUUUACAUUAAACAAAAAACCGACAACAAUAACAACAACUAUUGAAGCAUGAGCUUCACAGAAUUAGCAAUGAAUCUAAGCACAACGCUAACAACAAAUCAAUCAAUAUACAAUAACAGCAGCAGCAACGACAACGAACUACACCAAAACAUCACCACUUACAACAACACAUCCUACCCUUACACCAACAAUAUCAGUAGUAGCAGCAAAAUGUUAGAAAUACAAAACAUCACAACGGCAUUGUUGAAUGCCACCGCACAAAGCCUCACCGAUCCCGAGUUUGAACAAUACGAGGAAAUUGAUGAGCUCUCAGCGGAGCUACGCAAUUUCGUACGCAUUGUUGUACCCUUCUGUUUUGGCAUUUUCGCACUGUCGGGCUUCUUCGGCAAUACGCUCGUCAUACUCGUGGUGCUCUUCAAUCAGCAAAUGCAUUCCACCACCAACCUGUUAAUUGUCAAUUUGGCUGUGGCCGAUCUGCUUUUCGUCGUUUUCUGCAUACCGUUCACCGCAACCGAUUACAUAACCGAGUAUUGGCCCUUCGGUGAUUUGUGGUGUCGCACAGUGCAAUAUCUAAUUGUUGUUACUGCAUUCGCGAGCAUUUACACAUUGGUGCUGAUGUCAGUCGAUCGGUUCUUGGCCGUCGUACAUCCGAUACGUUCGCGACAAUUACGCACAGAGAAGGUGACAAAGAUCGCUAUCGUCACACUGUGGGUGAUCAUUUUGUCAAUAUCGUUUCCGGUGCCGCUGGUGCAUGGCUUAACGAAACUGGAACCAUUUCCAAAUGUCACCUAUGCAUUUUGCACCUUCUACGAGGACAAUUUGAUCGUCACCCAAACCAGCUAUCAAAUGAUAUUUUUCGCCUGCUCCUAUCUGCUGCCGCUAAUGGCAAUUAGUGGCCUCUAUGUGCGCAUGAUUAUGCGUCUGUGGCAUCAGGGCAGCGGCGUACAGAUGUCGGUGAAAUCGCAACGUGGCCGCAAGCGUGUCACACGUCUCGUUGUGGUUGUUGUUGUGGCAUUCGCAUCGCUAUGGCUGCCAGUACAGCUGAUUUUGCUGCUGAAAGCGCUCGGCAUCUAUCAUUCGAACACGAAAUUCAAAUUGUUGCUGCAAGUCAUCGCCCAAACGCUGGCCUACAUGAGCUCCUGCAUCAAUCCGCUGCUGUAUGCCUUCCUCUCGGACAACUUUCGCAAGGCCUUCUAUAAGGCCAUACACUGCUCGGAGAGAUACCAGAAUUACACAACGGAUUUGCCGCCACCAAGGCGUACAUCAUGCGCCCGCACAUCGACCACAGGCCUGUGAAUUACCUGCAGCAGCAGCGGCAGCGGCAGCCAAGCAGCAGCAAUGAGCACACCAGUGCGUAUGAGUAACAACCAGCUAAAGAACUGUGCGGAGGAGGCGCUCACAGCACAGCGGCGGACAACGGCUGCCAACUGGCGAGUGUAAUGAUAAAUUAUGUCGCUUAACGCCAACUUUCGCCGCAUAUCCGGCGAUUUGGGUGAAAUAAAAUACAAAAUAUAUAAAUGGCUAUAUACAUAGGUAUAUGAGAGUGUAUGUAUGUAUGUAUGAAUUUAAUGACAACAAAUAAAUAAAUAAAUUUUGUGGUUUGAAAAAAGCGAGAAAAUAAAAGCGUCCGAAUAUAUAUAUAUUACAUAUAAAUAUAUUUAAAAUCUGUAUUUAUAUAUAAGAAAAUAAAUUGAAUUUAUUUUAAAAAGCGUGCAGUGAAAGCCUGCUCUAAGAAAGUGAAAAGUGGCAAUGAACGAGUGAAUGUGAGUAAUCGAAUAUUCGCUUUCCUUUCGCCUUAAACCUCUUACACUCCCCACUUAUUUACCGCAAAAGAUGCCGCCAGCAAUGCACGUUAAAAGUUUUUAAAGCAGCGGCAGCCAAUUAACGCCGAACGUGCUGCUUUAAUUAAGGCUUACGAUUUCGCGAAGAUGAUGGAAAAUGGAGAAAGUGCAGACAACCCUUAAGCGCACUUACACAUACCCACUCAAACACACACACACAUAUGUAUGUAUGUAUGUAUGUGCCUAUGUACGCAAUGAAUUGAAAGCCCCGCUUGCCUACUUCUAGGCGCUUGCCACACAAUUCACCAACCCAACAGUUGCCUUUUAAGCCGCCUUACACACGGACGCUGACUGAUUUGUGCGUACGCUUUGUGUCGAUAAGUGCCGAACAUUGACCACUGAUGCGCACUGAAAUGCGGCUAAUUUGCUUUGCUCGCCACUCGCCACUCAAAUGCCGAAUUCUCGUUUGACUGACGCAUUGGCGGAACGCUGCUGACGUUGUUGAAAGCGAAAGCGCACGCGAAAACAGACACACAGACUGACUUGACAGAACUACAUACAUACAAACAUAGAUUUCUAUGAAGUGCUUUCUGUUGUUGUUGUGCAGUCGCGCUGCUUUGAUUGAUGGCCUUUACAGUAUUUUUACUUCACACACUGACACACUUACCGUUAUACUUAAAUAUAUAGUACAUAUAAAUGAAUAUGUGCUGUGUCGUUGCACACAAAAAAAAAACAACAACAACAACAAUAAAAUAAACACAAAUAAAUAAACAAUUAAGUAUAUAAUGUUUUGACAGUUAGCUUAUUGUAAGCCGUUAUUUAAUAAGUUACUUUUUGUUGUUGCCAUUUUUGUUUUGUUUUGUAUCGAAAAAUAUAGUAUUUAGUUGGUAUUUAUAACUCUAUGUGAG
This is a messenger RNA of Zeugodacus cucurbitae (melon fly), 3056 nucleotides long. RefSeq names its product allatostatin-A receptor (gene AstA-R2). Bases 416 to 1663 code for a protein of 415 amino acids. Gene Ontology annotation, cellular component: membrane. Gene Ontology annotation, molecular function: neuropeptide Y receptor activity. The record is from RefSeq and is a predicted model, not a curated record. NCBI's taxonomy places the organism in Eukaryota, Metazoa, Arthropoda, Insecta, Diptera, Tephritidae. Gene Ontology annotation, biological process: neuropeptide signaling pathway. The transcript is spliced from 5 exons.